This is a messenger RNA of Clonostachys byssicola, 627 nucleotides long. NCBI's taxonomy places the organism in Eukaryota, Fungi, Ascomycota, Sordariomycetes, Hypocreales, Bionectriaceae. The record is from the annotation of a GenBank genome assembly.
AUGGCAUUGGCAGUAGAGCGCGAUCCCCUUGUGAACGGCCGUUCCAACGGUGCUCCUGUACCCAGGCUCCGCGCUGCGCCAAAAUCCUCGAAUGCGCAAGCGGUUCAUGGCUCAACCUCGACAGGGACAUCUGAGCACGCAAACUCAACACAUGGGGAGCACUCGGAAUUACUGAGCCCGGCAACGUCUACGACACUUUCCCCAACGACCCCGCCGUACUGGAUCAAUUCGAAUAUCCAUCAGCGAUCCCGCUCCAAUGUAUCGGUCGAGUCCAUUCCCGCAGGCGCCAUUACGCUACAGGACAACGAAAACAGUCUAGACGACGAUCGAAACAACGCAUGCUGGGCGCGGAGCGUGGAAAUCAUCGACCAUAUUAUAGUGAAUGGCAGUACCACAAACAUUGGCGCCUUUGUUGUUUGGAUCAUAAAGGUCGAAACUCUUACCGGUAGCUAUAUGAACAUACGCAAACGAUACUCAGAGUUCGACGACUUCCGCAGUCAACUUGUCCUCUCGUUUCCAAACUUUGAGGCGGCGGUACCGCCGCUCCCCCCAAAGAGCGUCAUCUCCAAAUUCAGGCCGAAGUUCCUAGAAAAGCGGAGGGCAGGGCUCCAGUACUUUCUCAAGUAG